This is a messenger RNA of Prunus armeniaca (apricot), 201 nucleotides long. NCBI's taxonomy places the organism in Eukaryota, Viridiplantae, Streptophyta, Magnoliopsida, Rosales, Rosaceae. The record is from the annotation of a GenBank genome assembly.
AUGACCCGUGGCUUAUAUAAGCGCAUUCUUCAAUUUCCCUUAUGUCCUGAUCGGGCCUUUCUCGCGAUUUAUUUGAGUUGGGCUAAGGAUAACCCUGGGCCUAGCCCUUGGAUUUUUGGGCCUCAACAACAACCUAGGAGAAGUAACGGGUUUAUUUGGAAGGUCAACACCCCAUACCAUCAGUUGAUGAGCGUUGGUUGA